AUGCCUCUUCUCAAUAUCUGUGGGACGACCUCAGAGAGGAAGACCUUCUCUAUAGCCUCGAUUUUCCUUAGUGGCGAAGACGAAUCGCGGUACCGCUGGGCUUUCGCUACGCUGCUUGCACUGCUAGCAAAGGAGAACAUUCGCCUUCCCCGCGUGAUACUUACGGACCGAGACCUCGCUCUAAUGAACGCUAUCGUGAGCUUCAAAGAGCUCGAAGGCGUGGUCCAUAUACUCUGCCGCUGGCAUGUCAACAAGAAUGUAUUGGCUAAGUGCAAACAACACUUCCCUAAGGCUGUGAGGGACGCCCAAGGUCGGGUUGUCCGCGAGCCUACAUUCCAGGCGUUUCUAGACGAAUGGCAGGCUCUGUCCACGUUAAUCUAA
Molecule: messenger RNA, 381 nt
Organism: Hirsutella rhossiliensis
Lineage: Eukaryota; Fungi; Ascomycota; Sordariomycetes; Hypocreales; Ophiocordycipitaceae
Product: MULE transposase domain-containing protein
Exons: 1
Coding region: 1-381 (126 amino acids)
Source: RefSeq, a predicted model, not a curated record